UUGAUAACACUACAAUUGGCGAAUGGAAUCUUCAAGGUUUACCCAAUGAUGAAUUAUCUAUUCAAAACGGUUUAAUUGUCACAUCAGCCGCUCGUUUUCCACUUCUUAUUGAUCCACAAGGUCAAGGCAAAGCUUGGAUUCGACAGAAAGAAGCUUCUAGCGAUUUGCAAAUCACCACGCUCAAUCACAAAUAUUUCCGAACGCAUUUAGAAGAUGCGUUAUCACUCGGUCGACCGAUGAUGAUCGAAGAUGUCGGCGACGAACUCGAUCCAGCUUUAGAUAAUGUCUUAGAAAAGAACUUCAUCAAAUCGGGCUCAACAUUGAAAGUUAAAGUCGGUGACAAAGAAUGCGAUUUUAUGCAAGGCUUCAAAUUAUAUAUUACGACGAAAUUAGCCAAUCCAUCAUAUACACCUGAAGUUUAUGCUAAAACAUCAGUUAUUGAUUUUACUGUCACAAUGAAAGGUCUAGAAGAUCAAUUGUUAGGUAUCGUUAUUCAAAAGGAAAAGGCGGAACUUGAAGCUGAACGUGUUCGAUUACUUGAAGAAGUUACAUCAAAUAAACGUCGUACGAAGGAAUUAGAAGAUAACUUACUCUAUCGUUUAACAUCAACUGAAGGAUCGUUAGUCGAAGAUGAAUCACUCAUUCAAGUGUUGGCUGAUACGAAAGCAACAUCGAAGGAAGUCAAUGAAAAACUAACCAUUGCUGCUGAGACAGAAAUCAAGAUCAAUGCUGCUCGAGAAGAAUUUCGACCUGUGGCUACACGGGGUUCAAUUGUUUAUUUCUUAAUCGUCGAAAUGUCUAUGGUCAAUGUAAUGUACCAAACAUCAUUAAAACAAUUCUUAGGUCUCU
Adineta ricciae is the source of this 849-nucleotide messenger RNA. Lineage: Eukaryota; Metazoa; Rotifera; Eurotatoria; Adinetida; Adinetidae. The record is from the annotation of a GenBank genome assembly.